CAGUUUUCUGCUACUUUUAUGUCAUUCAUUUUGCUCUUCUUUUUGCUUUUUCUUCUUCACAAGUGAUUCAAAGUUUGGGCUUCUGUUUCUGUUUGUGCUUUACCUGUGUGUUAUACUUUAGAUGGCAUAUGUAGUAUAUGGCAAAGUUUGGGUGUAUGGAGGAUCCAUUGUACAUCUUGAUGAAUCCUGGGAAUAUCUGAUUUUUGUAUGUGGAUCUAGCAAGGAUAUUGUAAUAUCCCAAGAUAAUCUCGUAACCCAGGCAUAACCACUCAAGUUUUCUUUGUAGAACAUAUCUAUCAUCCAUUAAUGUUAUGUUGAUUCAAGUUCAAUCAAUUCCAACUCAUUCUGAAACGAAGAUUAGUGUCUCUCAGCAUGUAUUGGGUACUCUAAAUCGUAACAAAGUUGAGCAUUCGAGUGUCAACAUAGAUCGAGUAGGGCUCGUUUUAGGCUUUUGAUUGGGUUUUUUUGGCAAAGAGCUGCAGAUUAAUGCCUAAAAGAAGAGAGACUGACAGUCUACCAUAGGAGUCAGAAUUGGUUGAUCGUGUCAAUUUCUUUCAAGAAAUUGUUCUUUAGAGUCCAUAAUAUUUUGUUAAUCAUGGGGCUUGACUUAGCUUAGAAGACUAGUGAUUUCUGACAUUGCUUCCUAAUCUGUUUUUACUUGAGUCUCCCAAUUCCUUCAGUUAUUGCCUUGUAGGUAGGUAUGUUCCUUGCAGGUGUCAAACUUGUAGUGUUCGCCGUUCUUCCACUGCUUUGUGACAAUAUGUUUCGCGCAAAGGAGACUGUACAAUUCCUUGACUGCCAAAUCUCAUGUACAAGCCGUUCUAAGAGCUUCCUGUUAAUCUUUGAAAAUUAUUUUUUUGUUAUCUCUCAUGUUUCAAGAAAAUGCUUGAAUUGUUUUUAAUGUUUACAUCGGUUGACUGAUUUCUUAAAGAUGGCUUUCUCUUUGGGUCGAUCGAUGAAUUUUUUCCUAUUUGUUAAAACGCUCAUCGUCGCUAAAUAAAAAUUAUUUCCUGCAACACUUGGUUACAAAAAUAUUGUGGAAGAUGGUGCUUUUGGAGAUGAGAAGUGAAAGCAUUUGUGUCCAUCUGUAAUAUUUUUGGAGUACAUUGCAGAGAAAUCCCAUGUUUGCUAUUUCUGUCUUCAUGGCAUAUUCAUAAGCUGUGGUUAAUAGUCAUUUAACAAGACCACUGGAUGAUAGCACAGGUUGUAGCAGCUGUUACCAUCUGCUAUUGUUUUAUCCUGGGAUUGCGCUCCGUCUUCAUGAUAUUUGUUUGGGGAUGCUGCGGGGGAUUGCAUUUUAGUGACGUCCUCACACUUAAUCUUGAAACCAUGGCCUGGAGCUCCCUCGUUACCACAGGUCAGAAGCCUGGCAGCCGAGACAGUCACAGUACUGCAAUUGUGGGACACAAGAUGAUUGUACUAGGAGGCACCAAUGGCACAAAGAAGGUCAAUGAUCUCCACAUAUUAGAUCUGAGGACAAAAGAGUGGAGUCAGCCUAAUUGCAACGGAACGCCGCCUUCACCGCGUGAAAGUCACACUGCCACGGUCAUAGGAGAUGGCAAACUAUUGAUAUUUGGUGGUAGUGGAGAAGGGGAAGCAAAUUACUUGAAUGAUGUUCAUAUACUAGAUUUAAAGAACAUGACAUGGACUUCUCCAGAGGUAAAGGGAGACCCUCCUGCACCAAGGGAUAGCCACACUGCGAUAGCUAUCGGAGACAAGCUUCUCAUAUAUGGUGGAGACUGCGGCGAUCGGUACCAUGGGGAAGUCGACGUGCUCAACAUGGAGACCAUGACUUGGUCAAGGUUGGCAGUUAAAGGAUCAUCUCCUGGAGUCAGAGCAGGUCAUGCUGCUGUGAACAUAGGGACCAAGGUUUAUGUCAUAGGUGGAGUUGGUGAUAAGCAAUAUUACAGUGAUGUUUGGGUUCUCGAUGUUGGGAUAUGCUCAUGGGUUCAGCUUGAGAUACGGGGUCAGCAACCACAAGGGAGGUUUUCGCACACUGCUGUAGUUACCAACAAUGACAUUGCCAUAUAUGGAGGAUGCGGGGAGGAUGAGCGGCCUCUAAAUGAGUUUAUCAUUCUGCAGUUGGGAUCCGAGCAUCCCAAUGGGCGGUAUAACAUCUCCAUGUGCAAAAUUUUUGGCAGCCACUGGAUUCAAGAGAAGCGAAAAUUUUUUAGGACAGAAAAUUUGCAAACUGCUGUGGUUCCAAAAAAUGGGGAACAGAGUCGUAGAUCCAGUGAAGUGGAAGUAGAACCAAGGAACUCAAUGGCAUUGGAACAUAUGAAUGUUAAAAGGAGGAAAACCAAUGAUGCAAGAGUGUCAGAGAAUGAAUCAGAGCCGGAAGAACAUUCUCUUUCGCUCUCCCAACAUUCGUCUCCAUCGCAAUCUGACCAAGAGCAGAAUAUAGUUCAGAAGCUGUCGACUUCUGCUAAUGACUCCAUUUUGCCUCAACAAUUUGCUCGGGUGAAGCUAUAUAAUCAUAGGGAACCAGUAAAAAAUGUUCAAAGGAGUACCAAGGAUACACACUUCUUGGGUGGUGAAUCUCCUAGGCAGCCAAAGGCCGAGCAGUUCCUUCGUGCCGUGCCACCACUUAGGCAAGAGUGUGUAUUACUAGGAGCAGAACCGAAGCCUCAACUUAGACCUUGUUUCUCUCCCUUGAUUGGAGCUGAAGUUCAUGGAACUGUGGAUGGAGCUUUUGACUCCGGGUACCUCAUGACCGCUAAUGUUAAUGGUCAAAUUCUCAGAGGUGUCUUGUUCAGUCCGGGUCCAGCUGUUGCAGCUCCGAGGCCUGCGAUAAAUUCACAGGGUUUGACUUGCGCCACUGCAAUUUUCCAGCAUUCUCCAAGUCCACAUGCCAUACCUGUUCAUGUCAGGCCACCACGGCAGCCGAUCUCUGGUGUGCUACCUGAAUAUGGUCAUCAUUUGAAGCAAACUCCGCAAGUGCAAGUGGUUAAAGCCCAGCCAGUGAAGUUCAAAGGUGAUAUGCAAGAUGUAGUCCUCACACUGGGAGGACCAGGUGGAGGUGGUCUGUCUUAAAAGUUAUGCAGUCAAUUAAGAUUUUAGGCUUUUGUUUUGUUUGGUUUUGUUUUGCUUUUGUAAAUUCUAAUUUGGAAAAUAAGAUUACAAGUUUUGAGAUGUUAGGCUUGAUGGUUAUUGCUGUAGUUGCUUUCAUUGAAUGCAAAGUAUAAAUCUUGAUGU
This is a messenger RNA of Musa acuminata AAA Group (dessert banana), 3195 nucleotides long. RefSeq lists its product as uncharacterized. The record is from RefSeq and is a predicted model, not a curated record. The transcript has 9 exons. Bases 1192 to 3033 code for a protein of 613 amino acids. Gene Ontology annotation, molecular function: protein binding. Lineage: Eukaryota; Viridiplantae; Streptophyta; Magnoliopsida; Zingiberales; Musaceae.